Capsicum annuum is the source of this 2688-nucleotide messenger RNA. RefSeq names its product vacuolar iron transporter homolog 3. The record is from RefSeq and is a predicted model, not a curated record. Gene Ontology annotation, molecular function: iron ion transmembrane transporter activity; manganese ion transmembrane transporter activity. Gene Ontology annotation, biological process: intracellular manganese ion homeostasis. The transcript has a single exon. Gene Ontology annotation, cellular component: membrane. The coding region runs from base 1585 to 2307 and encodes 240 amino acids. Lineage: Eukaryota; Viridiplantae; Streptophyta; Magnoliopsida; Solanales; Solanaceae.
CAUGAGGCUUUCAUUCACAGCAUAGUUACUGAUAAGUUUAAUAAAUAGUCAAAACACUUAUUCAAAUAGGUCCUGCCUAAAUUACAUACAUAGCAUAAGUUAUAAGUUCAGUCUACUCUCAUUUUGAUAGUACAUCAGCACAUACUCCUUCCUCUUGUUUAUUAAGUGAAAGAAACAAUUUCAUUCUAAUAGCAUCUUCACAUGUAUUGUUUGCCUUUACAUGUCUUUUUUGUUUGUAGUGUUUGUAGCUAAGAAACCAGCAAGUCAUUUGUUUCUUGGAAUCGAUUAAUGAUUUCUACAGAAUGGUUUGAUACUACAUUUUGUAAUUCAUUUCUUUGAAAUAGGAUCAAAUAGUUCUUGCUCAUCUGAAGACUAUCUCUGAAGUAUGCUUAUAUUAUUGCUUUAGUUUACUGUUUCUCACUUUUUUGUCGUGUCUGCCUGAGAAAAUUUCUUGAACACAGAUCGGCGCGAGUAAAAGAGAAAUUUUUGUUGUUCCACAACAUUCUUUAUCCUUCCUUGUUGUUAGAUCACACAGAACUCCGAAUAUAAAUGCAUAGUGAUUGCUGUCAAAUUAAUCUGCUUUUGGAUGGAGUGAGCAGUUUGAGCUGUGCUGUCAAACCUUGUAAUGGUAGUUUUGUGAUAAGUAUGAAAAAUGUUAAAAUUAAUGAGCAGGACAAAAUUCUCCGUGCUAUUUCUCCUUUCUCUGUUUCAAGUGUUUUUCUUUUUUCAGAUAAAUGUGCAAAGUAAUUUCUUACAAUGAGCCUCUUCCUUAUUCAUAUAGUCAAUGUCUGGAUUAGCUGCUUUUGAUGCUGGAUAUUAUAUAUGGGGUUAAAAAGUAAAUGCCGGAAUAAUGAAGGUCUCACUUUUAUGAUAGGGACUAGUAAACUGAAAAGAUGAAACUUAUAAGAGUUGAGUUCUUUUGUUUGAAGAGAACAGGUUGACUCUUUUUGUAUCCAUUAGUCUAUCAGAACAUUUUCAAGUGCAUAUUUUCCAAGUUGAACAGCUCACCAAUGUUUGUGCUAAAGUAUGUGUCUCAUAUGCAUAAGUAGGUUCCUCAUCAGAUCAGAAGCUAGUUUACGUGCAGUAGCCAUUCCCCACAGGGCUCUGAAUUAUAACUUUCUCCCGUAAAUUAAAGCUACUACAUGGUGCCGUCUUAGGACAUCUUACUGGAGGAAAAAUCCACGCACAUCACCAUACAUAGCUUUUCUCUAGAUAUUGAGCUAAGAUGCUGAUUGAACGGAAAGACUUUUAUAAUAUGGUUUGGAUACACUGCUGGUUAACAAAGUGAUGCUCUAGGUUUCCUCUAAUUGGAGCAACAAAGAAUAGAAACUUAUUUUUUAUUUGCAGCUGAUUGUUGUCCUGUAUGGUUUGAUGUCUAAGUAUCAGAAGAACACGUCUGGACUUAUGUUUGUUCUUCUGGGUUUUAACGUAUCAGCUUGUUUUUUCCACGGUGCCACCUAAGUAGAGAUGAUUCUUGGAUAUGAAUAUUCAUUCUUUAUGAACCGAGGUUCCUACUUCCUACAUAUUGCUUCCACGCGUAUGAGUGUGCCUAUGGCUAAAAGCCACACUCCCAUUCAUUAAACCAUGGAUUCUCCUCAGUCAAUUGAGGCCUGUGCCAAGAAAGAACCUCAUACAACUGUCCAGGAAGAGAGAACUUUGAAGAAACUAGCCCGAGCUCAGUGGCUUCGAGCAGCUAUACUUGGAGCAAAUGAUCGAUUGCUUUCCACCAUGACCUUGAUGCUCGGUGUGGGUGCAGCUAAAGAUCAAGAUCAACAGUCUAUGGUACUUUCUGGAGUAGCUGGAGCUCUUGCAGGUGCCUGUAGCAUGGCUGUCGGAGAGUUUGUCUCUGUAUCAACUCAACUAGACAUUGCAAAGUCCAUUGCUGACAACUGUAGAUUGGACAACGAGUUCAAAGGCGAAGAUAAGAUUCAAAUAGUUUGCAGUAAUCCAAUAGUCGCGGAAAACAAGCAAGGUGGGAAGUUGCUAUAUGAAUCACCUGUACAAAUACAGUCCAAUUCUUUGACACCUGCAAGAUCUCCUAUGACAAAAGUUAUGGAAAUCGAUGCAAGAAGAACCAUGAUGGGGAAGUCAACAGAAGGCGAUGACAGAAAAUUAAAGCCACUGCCUAGUCCAUUGAAAGCUGCUGCAGCAUCAUCUCUGGCGUUUCUCUGUGGAGCAUUUGUUCCUUUGGUGCCAGCUCUGUUGGUGAGUGAAAAAAGAAUCAGAAUUGGUGUGAUGGUGAUUGUAGCAUCCUUUGCUCUGUGUUUAUUUGGGGGUAUUGGAGCUUAUCUUGGUGGUUCAUCUUAAAAUAUCUGCUAUGAGAGUUUUACUUGGAUGGUGGAUUUCAAUGGCAAUCACAUAUGGUUUACUUAAGCCCUUUGAUAAUGAUUCAAAGAGAGAUAAAUGAUGAUUAGUGAACGUUUGAACAAUAUUCUAGGUUGAAAAAAGGAAUAAUAUCUAGGUUGUAGUUGAAAAGUAUUCUAGGCUGUAGGUGAAAAAAAAUUGUGAAAGUUAUGGUUGUGUUUAUGCAUAAACUUCACUUAGGUAAGAGGUCGAAGAUUAAUGAGUAGAAAUCAUAUGUUACUCCUCUUCAUAUUACUAUUUUUCCUUUUCUUUUAAUUUGUUUGUAUUUCUUGAAUGAAGACAACAUCUUAUUAAACAAUAAACAAGAACAACAGCAUAUCUAGU